CAUUUUAAAUUCUGUCUACAUUUAAUUUUUCAACAUUUUAAAUUCUGUCUACAUUUAAUUUUUCGACAUUUUAAAUUCUGUCUACAUCUAAUUUUUCGACAUUUUAAAUUCUGUCUACAUUUAAUUUUUCAACAUUUUAAAUUCUGUCUACAUCUAAUUUUUCGACAUUUUAAAUUCUGUCUACAUUUAAUUUUUCAACAUUUUAAAUUCUGUCUACAUCUAAUUUUUCGACAUUUUAAAUUCUGUCUACAUUCAAUUUUUCGACAUUUUAAAUUCUGUCUACAUUUAAUUUUUUGA
Lottia gigantea (owl limpet) is the source of this 297-nucleotide messenger RNA. RefSeq lists its product as hypothetical. Lineage: Eukaryota; Metazoa; Mollusca; Gastropoda; Lottiidae. The annotation marks the transcript as partial. The transcript has a single exon. The record is from RefSeq and is a predicted model, not a curated record.